Messenger RNA from Drosophila sulfurigaster albostrigata, 2589 nucleotides. Its product is annotated as nucleolar protein dao-5. Gene Ontology annotation, cellular component: nucleolus; nucleoplasm. Lineage: Eukaryota; Metazoa; Arthropoda; Insecta; Diptera; Drosophilidae. The transcript has 4 exons. The record is from RefSeq and is a predicted model, not a curated record. Bases 116 to 2176 code for a protein of 686 amino acids.
GUGCGUUGCCCAAAUUCAUUCCCUUUUCUGCGAGUGCAACGAGUUUGUGUCGCGUUGCAAGUGUUUUUUGUUGUUUAAAAAUAAAAAAAAUACAAAAAAACGUAAGUGAAUAAAUAUGGCGGAAUUGCAGAAACUAAGUGAUGCCAUUGUGCACGAAUAUCUCAAAACCAAGGACAAAAACUUAGCUCGCGUGUUUGAACAAAAAGUCAAUGCGCCGCCUGUGGGUAAAAAUACGCCAAAACUAUCAGAUAUAUUGUCAUUUUAUCAAAGCAAAAAUGCAAUAAAGAUUCCGCCAGUCAAGAGCGCAGGUACCGAAAGCGACAGUGAUGACAGUGAAGAUGAUACUGGAGCUCAGCCGCAAAAGAAAGCAUCUGUGACCAACGGCAAUGCUGCUAAAAAAGCUGCUGAUUCUGAUUCGUCAAGCAGCGAAGAGGAGAGCGAAGCUGAACAGCAGCCCGCCAAAAAGACACCAGUAAAGGCGGCGGCGCCUCCAAAGAAAGCGGCCUCAUCCAGCAGCGAAGACAGUUCCAGCGAAGAAGAGCCCGCCAAGAAGCCCGCUCCUGCGAAAGCAGCACCUGCUAAGGCAGCUCCCGCUAAAGCAGCUGCUGAAUCCAGCAGCGAGGACAGCAGCUCCGAUGAGGAGGUAGAGCAGAAGAAGGCCGCGACGGCAGUCAAGGCUGCGCCCGCCAAGAAAGCAGCAUCAUCCUCCAGCAGCGAAGAGUCCUCCGAGGAUGAAGCACCAGCCAAGAAGGCGGCACCAGUGAAGACAGUUGCCAAACCGGCACCUGCUAAAAAGGCAGAAUCCAGCAGCGAGGAAAGUUCCAGUGAUGAUGAGCCAGCAGCUAAGAAGACACCAUCUGCAGCCGCAGCUAAGCCAGCUGCUAAAGCCGCUGCUUCGAGCAGCAGCGAUGAUAGCGACUCCGAGGAGGAACAGAAGAAACCCGCAGCUCCUGCCAAGGCUGCUCCAAAGUCGCCGGUGAAGGCUGCACCAGCCAAGAAGGCUGCAGCCUCAUCGUCCAGCGAAGAUUCGUCGGAUGAGGAGGAAGCACCCAAAAAGGCAGCACCAGCCAAGCCAACGCCAGCCAAGAAGGCAGCAUCAAGCUCUUCGGAUUCAUCUUCCGAGGAAGAGGAGCCACCCAAAAAAGCCGCUGCUAAACCAGCUGCUGCGCCAGUCAAGAAAGCCGCAGCUAAAGAUGACUCUGAGGAUUCCUCAGAAGAUAGUGACAGUUCCGCUGAUGAAAAACCCGCCGUCAAACCGGCUGUGAAGAAAGCAGCAGCAGCACCUGCAAAGAAAGAUUCUUCAUCUGAAGAUUCUGAUUCUGAUGAGGAGGAAGCAGCCAAGCCAGCUGCCAAGGCGGCGCCAAAGAAGGCAGCUGCUAGCUCGUCGGGCAGCAGCUCAUCCGAUGAGGAUGAGCCGCCAGCCAAGAAGAAGCCCGUGGCCGCCAAGAAGGAGGAAAGCGAUGACUCCGAUUCCGAUUCUGACGAGGCAGAAACGGCGAAACCCGUUGCCAAUGGCAAUGGUCCGAAAGCAGGACAAAAACGCAAGUUUAGCGGUGGCGAUGAUGAGGGUGCAACACCCAACAAGAAGUACAACAAUUUCGUGAAAUCUGGAGAGCAGCAGCAAAACGGUUUCACGUCUACGCCGAAUAACGCACUCAACAAUCAGUUGAACAAGAGCAAUGGCAGUGGACGACGCCGGUCUCCAUUCCGGCGAGUGCGCACCGAGGAGAUCCAAGUAGAUUCACGCGUUCAAGACAUGUCCUUUGAGGCGAAGGAAGGAGGAUUCCAGAAGUUCAGCAAUGGUCGCGGACGCGGCGGCUCCGGAUUUGCCGGUCGCCCCGAUAGAAGCAAAUGGGAGACCAAUGGCGAUGGCGAAGGUGGUUUCAAGAAGUCUGGAGAUCGCAAAAGCUUUGGCGGCUUUGAAAACAAAUCCUUUGAUGGCGGACGUGGCGGUCGCGGAGGCGGCGGCCGUGGACGUGGCGGUGGCAAUGACCGUGGACGUGGUGGUGGCGGCCGUGGCGGCGGCGGUGGUUUUGGACGUGGUCGCGGCGGUGGCGGCGAUCGAGGUGGCCGUGGUGGAUUUGGACGCGGCGGCGGCGGUCGUGGAGGCGGCUUUGGCAAUAAAUCAUUUGACUCGGGGCCCAAGCAAAAUAAGAAAAUCACAUUUGAUAAUUAGUGCAUAGAUUAAAUUAGACACCGAACACAAAACUCAAAAAAAUGAUUUCCAAAAAUUUAACGAAUUAAGUUAUCAAUAUUUUUGAUAGAUAGAUUCGUUAACAUUUUUGGAGCUUGUUUUGUUGGCUUUUGUGUUUUACUAUAAGAAGGAGCCCAACACAGAAAUUCAAACACAUACAACACACUCGCAAAACAACAGACUCUUCACACGCAAAUCAACAAGAUAUUUUUAAAACAAAAAUAACUGUUAUAUAACAAAUUUUUAUACAGAAAAACGCUGCCGGCUCUUGGGGCGAGCGCGCCAACAAAGAUUUGAAAUUCACGCGUGGAAAAUCGUUCAAGCACGAAAAGACCAAGAAGAAGCGCGGCAGCUACCGAGGUGGUCAAAUUGACACGGGCGUUAAUUCAAUAAAA